AGCUAGAAGCAGAGGGAAGUUACCAGUGUGCAUUUACAAGCUUGAUUUUUGAAGUCAGCAAGCCUGCUGAAAUCAAGUAUACCAUAUUGUCCUGGAGCAAAUAUGCUGAUUAUAUUAAAAAACCAUGGAUUGUUGGUGGGCCCCUCUUUAAUGUCACUUGUGACUCAGCCUCUGCUCUUACUUCGAUUCAGUUCCCACAUUCCCUCUGCCUACAUGAUCAUGGAUCUAACAUGACAUUCAACGUUCUACAUAUCAAAAGUACUGGUCCAGCAAUUGAACCCUCUGUUGAUCAUUCAUCAACACAUAUCAAAUGGCACGUGAGUUCUCUGUCUCCAGUGGGACCAGUCAUUCAAACACAAGAGCCAGUUUAUUAUCAUGGAGCAGUAAUUUUAUACAAAGUUGUUGAUAAUCAUCCAUCCUUGUCAUUUCGUGUGUACAUAGCUACUAAUAAUGAGUCAUUUAUAAAGGACAUCUCAAAAGCAAUAAGACAUUCUGAUAAAAAAUUCAUUAAAAUUGACAAGCCCCCUGUUUGUCAAAAAUUACUACAAAAUGGAAAGAGAUAUAGACUAAUUAGUGAACCAGAAGCUGACAUAAUCCCUGAGGAAAUGCAAUUUGUUGAUGGCUCUCUCUUAAAAUUAAAAAGUUAUAUUGAAGUCUAUUUGGAGCAGCCUGUGGAAUUUACAUUAUCUUUGGUUGAACUUGAGUCUGAAGUAAUUGUAUGGAAAGCGAAACUAAGAGAAUGUGACUGGAUAAAACACAACCAGAACAACAAUGAGCAGAAAAGAAAGCCAAUCUGUAGAAGACGGAGAUCAAGUAUCAGUUUGUCUGAUGAAGAGUUGUGUAAUAAAAGGCUAAAGGGCAUUCCAGAUGAAACUAAAGCUAAAAGUACAUUAACUGAUCAGCAGCUGAUGACGAUUGCAAAGAAGAUGGGUAAAGACUGGAAAGAAAUUGCCAUUGGAUGCCUUAAUUUAGAAAUGAAAGAUAUUGAUCAGAUUCAGGAAAAGGAGGAAGAAGUUAACAUUUAUAAAUUCAGGAUGCUGAACAAAUGGAGGGAAAUUGAACAGAAUAAUGGAACUGCACAAAAUUUGUAUGACAGUCUCAGGGAUCAUGUGUCAUAUGAAGUACAACAAGUACUAAAAGGUUUUUUAGAGCACGUAUGAGUUCAUGGCGAAACAGCAAAAAGGGAACUCAGCACCAUUCAUCUGAAUACUGGUUAACCUUUUUAGACUGUUUAAAAGGGAUUUUAUUGUGGACAAUACAGUUUGGAGUUCAGGAGGUCACUUAUGAAGAUACAGGCCAUAAGCAAUCUGUGGAAAAAUUUUAACAAAAUACAAUUUUGGGAAAGAACUGUGAGUGGAAUUUGUAUUAAUGUAAUGAAUGUAACAUAUUCAGGAAGAAUCUUCUGUGUGAUUGAUACCAGUUAUAUUAACAGUCUAUAGUGAAGACUUGCAGUAGCAAUUGUAAUGUAGUUGAAACUUGAAACGUCCAUGAACUUCAUGCUGUCGUUGACCUAGCAUUUCAAAGUGCGGAGCACUACUCAGGAAUUUGAAGUAAUCUUAACUCCCAUGAAACACUGCUCGCCCUUUCUACCAAUUUGGCUAUCUUCAAAUAUUUUUAUCCUAUUCCAUGGGGUUUAAUCCAUAACUAUUAGAAAGAUCUUGGAGACCUGGUUACAGUUAUACCACCACAUAAAAUAAUUCUGUUAAUUGUAAAUAAUUCUGGGAACAAAAUAUUUCUCUGUAUAAAAAAUUUAAUAAAAAUAAAAUGCUGGUUCUCCAGUGGGAGACAGCAGUCCUUACUGCUGGGAGGGGAAGGUACUGGCUGGUGGAGCAGCACGAAGAGCAGCAGACAAGAUGGUGGCUCUCCGCACAUCCUUCCUCCCCCUACUGAGGCCUCUCUACCAAUCAAUGCCAAGGGGUGGGGCCUCUGUGAAAUACCUGUGAAAUCGGCUCUGUGCACUACAAGCAGGCCAUGAAAAACCCUUUGUCUCACUGUGAUUUAGGUAGGUCCCUACUUAUAAUGGCAGGAUUGAUUUUCCUGUCCAUGUGCAUGGCACAUCAACUCUACAAGUAAACUUAUGUCCAUGAUUGUGAUGUAUGUGCACCACUCUCUUAGGAUGGGAUUAUGUUUAUUCAAAAAAGGUAGAUUAGUUUCAGAGUAGCACAAAGUAGCACAAAAGGCAGCUUUGAUUUUUGUCUGUGAAUGUCAUGUUGGCUUCAUGUGUCUAUAACUGAUUGCAUGUUUCUAAUUAGAUGAUUUUCUGUGUUGUACACUUUCUGUUGUAUUAUACUUAGUUUAGAAUUAAAUACAGAUUUUUAUACUGUUUUUAACCUGAAUUGAACUUUAUGAUGACAAAGGCACAAGCUAAAAAUAGAAAAGUUAGUGAUGUCUCAGAAAAGCAGGUGCCUAUCACUGACUGCAGAUAGAAAACACAUUUUUAAGGUUUUUAAAGGUUUUAAAAUACUGUUUUGUAUUAAACAGAACUAGUACCUUUGUUCAUGAGUGUCUAGUGAACAUGCUAAGGAUGUCUCUCUUUUACUUUAAAUGUUUACUAAAAAAAUGUCUUUUUUAAACAAGAAUUAAAAUUUGGAAAUG
Molecule: messenger RNA, 2595 nt
Organism: Gavialis gangeticus (Gharial)
Lineage: Eukaryota; Metazoa; Chordata; Crocodylia; Gavialidae
Exons: 8
Coding region: 231-1160 (309 amino acids)
Biological process (GO): signal transduction; mRNA export from nucleus; regulation of DNA-templated transcription elongation
Cellular component (GO): THO complex part of transcription export complex
Molecular function (GO): protein binding
Source: RefSeq, a predicted model, not a curated record